Molecule: messenger RNA, 1815 nt
Organism: Sordaria macrospora k-hell
Lineage: Eukaryota; Fungi; Ascomycota; Sordariomycetes; Sordariales; Sordariaceae
Biological process (GO): carbohydrate metabolic process
Molecular function (GO): hydrolase activity, acting on carbon-nitrogen (but not peptide) bonds
Source: RefSeq, a predicted model, not a curated record
AUGUUGCUUGGUCAUCGUCUCGCAACCGUGGUGGCUGGUCUGUUGGCCGUCACCACGGUCAGCGCUGCUGCCUGCACGUCCGACCUCAUCAUCGACGACUUUGCCAAAUGGGUUGAGGGAACGAACAAUCUGAAUUGGCCAAACGGAGACGAUGGAUCUAUGUCAUCUAUCGCUGCCGCUGCGGGCAAGGUCCAGUUCAUUCCCAAAGAUGGCGGAUCGUACUUUUACGAGUCUUUCUCAUGCCAACAAGCCAUCACCACCGGCUAUGGCGGAAUCCAGUUCACCCUUCAGGGACCAGCUGGAGGAUCGGUUGCUCUCGAACUUCAGACAUCUGCGAGUUGUAACGCCAGUGACACAGGCACUUACACGAGCUCCUACAAUAUCAUCCGCAGCUUGACAGGAAGCCAGCAGACUAUCGACUUGCCGUUAUUGGGUUUCGACAACAACCCCAACUACGAUGCUAUCGUUGGACUCGUCUGGUCCGAGUUCUCUCAGACCAACUCUAUCUGGUCCAUCGGCAACAUCAAGUUGACUUGCGGUGCUGUGGCUGUUCCAACUACCACAAGUGCCCCGGUUACUACACCCACUUCCACUCGUUCCGUCAUAACCACCACCCGCUCCGUAAUCACAACGGCCACCCGGUCCACAUCCGCGAUUCCUUCAGCUACUGCCUGUUCGAACCUCCUGAUCGACGACUGGGCGUCUCAAUCCCGCCUGACCUUUUUGGGGUACAACGCCAUGAACCAAGCCUCGAGCGAUGACGGCACCAUGUCCUCCAUCGUAGUCAGUUCCAACCGCGUGCUGCUGACCCCCAAGAACCAACAGUCGUACUUCUACAGCCAGUUCGGCUGUCUGAACACUAACAACAAAUACGGCGGCAUCUCGUUCCGCAUCCGCGCCGCCCGCGGCACCACCUUCGCCGUGCAAAUGUCCUAUUUCGCCACCUGCGGCUCCAGCACCGGCCGCAAGACCAUCUCCAUGACGACCGCCCAGCUUAAAUGGACAUUCGACGGCACUGAACGGCUCUACUGGUUCCCCUUUUCCGUCUUCACCGGCUUGGACACGACAAAGCUAGAUAUUAUCUACUUUUCGUCCUUCAACGCCGCCGUGAUCUUGGGCCCCAUGUCUUUCUACUGCGGCAGCACCGCAUCCGAAUACAUCCCUCCUGCCCUGCCCGCCCCUCCUUCUUCCAACACCGGUGCGUCCCCUACUACUGUCCCUGCUGCCCCUUCCUCCACCUCGACCGCCAAGCCGUUCGUCAUCGACACUUUUGGGAACACCGAAACCAAUAGUCUCGGCCAGUGGCACGGCGGCGACGACGGCAUGACCGUCACCUUUGGCAAGAACGCCAUCACCAUCCGUACCAACGAUUCUGACCUCGGGUGGAACACGCAGCUGGCAGCCAAAUGCUUUGACCUGACGCCCUGGUCCACCGCUUACCUGCACGUUGCCUACAGCGGGAGCAACAAGUUUUCCAUUGCGCUGCAACAACAUAAUUCCAAGUGCGACGACAGUAUCAAACCGUACCCGGAAACGUGGGACUCCCUCGAAGCCGCGCGCUACUCGUUCAAUGGCGGCUCAGACAUUUAUAUUCCCAUAUCCCACUUCAACAUCAACCUCACGCGCUCCAUCGGCUUUAACCUGCGCGGCUUUUACAGUCCUUCGGAAUCCACAAUAAUCUCCAAGCUCGAAAUUAUUUCUUCCAUUCCCUCCUCAGUAAAAAAUCCACCAAACUCCCCUCCGGCAAACUCGUAUUCGCAUGCACCCGCCCCAACUCCUUCGCCUUCGCAAUCGACGACGGCGACCCCGCCCUAG